AUGAACCGCACCUCACGUGAACUCAGCGCUGAGAGCAUCUGCGGAGAACUUGGCGUCAUGAGCUUCAACGCCAGCGAGCUUCCCGACCAUGUCUCUCCUGACAAUAUCCGUUUGUGCGCCAAGCACCCUCACGCCUACGCCAGCAAACAUGGCCCUGCUAGCAAUGCAUCAAUGCCGCUUGUCCAUCAUCUGGGCGAGCGGAGUUGCUAUUUCGCUGCGCCUUAUGGCUGUAGCAGAGGCGGUUGUUGGAAGGUCUGCGAUGAGGAAACAGGCAAAUGGUGUUGGGCUGCGGAGAACAGCGGAUACGGCCAUUGGAGAUACUGUACAACUUAUGCCGACUGCGGAACAGAUAAGACCGACUAUGGCUGUGGUCAUUUGUGUGGGCCACAAUGCGGAUGCGGCUGCUAG
Molecule: messenger RNA, 408 nt
Organism: Trichoderma virens Gv29-8
Lineage: Eukaryota; Fungi; Ascomycota; Sordariomycetes; Hypocreales; Hypocreaceae
Exons: 2
Coding region: 1-408 (135 amino acids)
Source: RefSeq, a predicted model, not a curated record